This is a messenger RNA of Chaetomium fimeti, 929 nucleotides long. RefSeq lists its product as uncharacterized. Bases 1 to 795 code for a protein of 264 amino acids. The record is from RefSeq and is a predicted model, not a curated record. The transcript has 8 exons. Lineage: Eukaryota; Fungi; Ascomycota; Sordariomycetes; Sordariales; Chaetomiaceae.
AUGGCAAGUAAAAGUCCAACGGAGUACAAGAUCAGAUAUGAAGAAAUCGGAUACCCUCAGGCCAUGAAGCUAUUCGCAUCAAUUAGAUGUUUCACGUCCAAGGACGAGGUUUGUUUCACCAAGGUCAACUCUGCAAUUUUUGAUAUACCAAGGUCAAAGGUGGCUGCUUUAAAGGCGGACGGCACGAUACGGUGUUUUGCCGAUGUCAAGUACGAACCCGGGCCCGAGUCCCGCCAUUCCUCGACAGCGUUUGGCCUGGCCAGGACUCUGGUCGACGAGGGUCCGCGCCCGUACUUUACCGACAACAUGACCACCAUGUACUAUGAUGAUGACAUGCGUGUUGAAGAAAGCUUUGAGCUUAAUCCAUUCUUUUCAAGCUCCUAUUCUCGGGGCCGCCGCAGGGUAGAUGCCCAGCUACAGAACCGGGUGCUCGCCGGACGAGAAGAAGCGGUGCGGAAGGGGUACCGCAAAUGCACGAGUAAGGAGAGGGUGGUAGUCGCCUCGCCGGUACAAGAGAUUUCUCCGCCGUGCGCUCCCAUCAAUCAAUAUGGGCUGUCCGCUCAGACCCCGGAACUUGGGCGGGGGGUAUCUGUGCCCUCGAAAGUUCCGUCCUUGCAGAAUGGCUUCCAAUGCAAGGGUCUGAUCAGCGACGGACCCGUUUCUGUUUCCCACGGGAUGGGCGCCGACGAGUGCAUGGUGAACGAAUCCGUAAGGACCCUCGCGGCCUCGCCGGUUGAUGAACAUCCCUGGCAUCCAUCCAUGAUUUCUACUUCCCUGCAGGCGCAGGCGGAGUGAAGCAAGCAGGUUCCCGACCCGCCAAGCCGGGCAGGCCGAUAACCUAGGUAGGUACUAAGGUAUUUCCGUAGGAACUGAGGUGCCCGCUGAGGUUCAAAACCCAAUGUAUAUAAAUUCAGGAACGAGGAAAUUGG